CUAGUGAACAGAAAAGGCGGCGCGACCUUGGCAACGAGCGAUGAACUAUCUCUCCUUGCGGCGCUCCAACUCGAUCUCGUCUGCGAAUGAUGCAGGCGUGAAUCCCUCCUUACGAAGCAUCUACUCCAACACAAACUCGGGUCAUCGCGCACUCGUGUUCACUGUCCAAGUGCCCGAGCGCGGACCCCUCGGUCUUGACCUUCGCGCUCGAAACGUCACGAGCGCCCAAGGCCAGACAGGCGCCAUAGUGAAAGGGUUCCGGCCGGUCAAGGAUGGCAAACGGGGCUUCAUCGAGCUCACAGGGCGCGUCAAAGAAAAGGAUAUUCUGAUGCAAAUGCACACGUGCAAGGUCGACGACAUGCUCUUCGACGCCAUCGUCGAGCUGGCGGCGAGUCUUCAGUCCGAUCUGUCGGCAUGGCCGCUGCGUCUCGAAUUCCGGCGAGAAGCCGAGGAGCUCGAAGUCAAGCCCAAAGCACAGACGUUUACCAGCUUCCUUCGCAACACGAGCAUGUCGUUGGCGGGCUUCUCGUCCCCGCCCGCGCCGUCCAACGCCGCGCCGUCGACCGCCCCCCUUGUCGCAGCGCAAGACGGGACAUUCCAGGACAAGCUCAACUACUUUCGCGGGUUCUUCAAGGACCGCCUCCCCACGGAAUCGAAGCGCCCCAAGGUUCACACCCCCCCGCUGCCGUCAGAAGACCUCGUCAAUGAAAUGUACCGCGAUCUGCUGGUCAAGCGGAACGUCCCAGACGACGUCCUCGACGAGCUCGUGCGUAUCGAACAGCUCGACCAAAAGUGGCACAUUGUGUGGUCCGCCAAGCAAAACGAAAACGACGACAACAAAGUGUACAUUGCCGAUGCGAUCAAGCUGGCCGAAGCACUCGUGGAACUCAACUGGGACAACCGCGGACUUCAAGUGCUCGAGACGCUCCAGCGCAAAAUCGCGGCGGGCACACCCGAGUGGACGGACCAGUUCAUUGUGUCGUACGGGUUGGACUACCUUGCCAUGAAAAUGCCCGAGCCGUCGCCGUUCUCGAUUGAGCAUUUUUACAAAUCGUUUGACAAGGCAUCGCGGUUCUGCGAAGUAAUUUUGAAGAUUUUGCUGUCGCUUUCCCACUUUGCCAGUGGCAUCGACGCGAUUACGCAGACUUUGGGCCUGGUGGACCGGCUGGCGCUGUGUUUUCACACAGACAACGCCGACGUGAAGAAGUCGACGCUCCAAAUCCUCGGCAUAAUCUGCUACAACAGCGCCGAAGGACAUGCGUCAGUUGUGCACAGCUUUGGUCAGUACAUGGAAGCCAAAGGCGAGCGCGUGCGAUUCACAUGCUUGCGCGAUGCACUCAAGUCGACGCGAUACAACUUAUUGUUCAAGGAAGAUGUGCUGAGUUUUAUCAAUAUCCUGGUCAACAAGGGCCUCCGGGUCGAGUCUCGCGUAGCCAUCCGGCAGGACUUCAUGUCGCUCGGGAUCGGCGAGUACUUCGAAGAAAUCCGCGCCAAGUCCAACAACAUGUACAAGCAAGCGGCCAAGAUCAAGAAGAAGCACGCAGCAGCCCCAGCAAAGUCGAAAAAGCCCAAAGCAUCGGCUACGACGCCCCCCACGCUGCCAGUACCUCCGUUGGCACUCACCCGAUCCAGCACCAGUGCCCCGGUGCACACGAUUCCUCAUACUAGUAACGACGACAGCGUGCUACCUCGCGUGGACGAGGCCAAUACACUUGCACAUGACAAGGCAACUACCGGAGGCAAAGCAACUCGUCCCACAGAGGAGAACGUGGAGCCGUUGCUGGUGUUUUUGCCAGAUGUGCCGGGCGGCGCUGCUGCAUCUCCACAUGCAUUUGAUGGUUCUGCCACUUCAACCCCCCAUGUAUUGGUAGGGGAUGAUUUGGCGGGUGCAUCGCCGCUGCUCUCGUCGUCCGCCCCCCCCGUUGCUCGGCAAGUUGCUCUAGAAACGCCCACGACAACGGCCCCCCUCGACGCUAUUCCAGACGACGACGACGAUCAGGAGGAUCAUGCAAGCGACGAAGAUGGCGAGUAUUUCGCCAUGGACGAGUCGCCUGUGCAGCUUCAGAUCCGCGAACAGCUGGACAACGUGGAAAAGCAGAUCGAAGUGUUUGAGCUGUUCAUGGCCGACGAUCGCAAGGACACACUGUAUGGGAGCACAGACUUGAGCUGUAUGGAGUCUGUGUGGCGAUCUCUGUUGGGCCGAGUUGCCGUCGACGAGUUUACACGCGACUGUUUGCUGUCGAUCUUGCAGCAACUGCUAUUUCUGCCGUCAGAAAAAACCGUGCUUGGCAAGGAGAUGUGGGCCAUGUGCGAGCGCGUGACCAAGGACAUCGCGCUGCUGUCGCCCGUGGAGGAGGUCCGGCAGUUCGAGCUCAGCUUUCACGACCGCAAGAUGCUCAUGCAGGCCCGAGACAAGUUUUCUUCGUUUUUGGCCACGCAUGAGCCUGAUCAUGGCGUUCGGCAUAUGGGAAUUCCCAUCGCGCUCAUGGAAAAUAGACUGCACAGCGAUGACUUGAUGUCUGACACGGACAUGGAGUCGACGUCAGAGGAAAGCGAGGAGGACGAUGAGAUUGCCGCGAGAUUAGAAGCGUUCCGGAAACUGCGCGAUAUGGGCAUGCCCAUCGACCACUUGGCCAUAAAAAUGCAGCUGGAAAACCUCGACAUGGCCCUGCUUGACAAACCCAAACCAACAAGAAUCAUGGUGAAAGACCACGAUGAGUACCGCAAAUACGCCAAAUUAGUCAGUAUGGGCAUGCCGCUUCCCCACGUCCACAUCAAGAUGGCCGCGGAAAACCCGGCGCUGGACCCCGCGCUGCUGGCCACGCCAGAUAAAUGGAUUCCCGUCAACUCGGACAAGGAUGGGGACAAUAGUGGUGGUGGUGGUGAUGCGGCGGUUCCUUGUGGGAUCCGAGCCGACGAGUGUCCUGUACUAGUCAAGUUUUUCAAGCUCCAAAAGAUGGGCAUGCCACCCCCGCAGAUCCAGCUCAAGAUGCAAGCGGAGGGGUUCAACGGCGACCUGCUACUCGCUCCGGAUACGCUCGUGGGCGACGAUGGCCAGAAGGUGGUUCCCACAUCCGAGAAAGGGGAGGACAAGGAGGCGGCGGCCAUGGGCGUUCGCGCGGACGCGUGUCCGGCACUGAUCAAGUUUUUCAAGCUCCAAAAGAUGGGCAUGCCGGUGCCCCAGAUCGAGCUCAAGAUGCAGGCGGAAGGGUUUGACAGCGACCUGCUUUCGCAUCCGCAGACUAUUGUGGACGACGCGGGAAAGAAAGCCGUAGUGGCUCCAGAGCGUUCGGAUGGGACGACGCGGCGCGCCGACGAGUGCAUGGCGUUGGCCAAGUUCUUUAAACUCCAAAAGAUGGGCAUGCCGGUGCCCCAGAUUCAGAUGAAAAUGGAGGCGGAAGGGUUCGACCCGGCGGUCCUCGUGGCCCCCGACACGCUUGUCGGCGACGAUGGCCAUGUCAAGGUGGUUGCCGAUGGCGGUAUGCGGGCGGACGCGUGCCCGGCGUUGAUCAAGUUCUUUAAACUGCAAAAGAUGGGCAUGCCCGGGCCGCAAAUUGAGCUCAAGAUGCAAGCCGACGGGUUCGACCCUGCGUUGCUUGCGGCCCCGCACACUGUCGUCAACGACGCCGGCAAAGUCGAAGCCGCCGCCGCCGCCGCCCCCCUCGUCGCAGCCAAAGACCAUCCCGCAUAUGCAAAGUAUUUCAAGCUCAUGAAAAUGGGUAUGCCGCUGGAGCAAAUCAAACUGAAAGCGUCGAGCGAAGGCUUGAACACGGCGAUUCUCGACACACCAGACGCCAUGCUUGCUGAAGAUUUAACGUCGACAACAGAGCCGAUGCAGCCGAAGGAGGUGCGCGCAGCCGACCACCCGAGCUACGCAAAGUACUUUAAACUGCAAAAGAUGGGCAUGCCACCGCCUCAAAUCGAACUGAAAAUGAAGGCCGAAGGGCUAAAUGCCGACCUGUUGGGCGCGCCAGAUACGAUGAUCCCCCUAGUCGCCGACAACGCGACGCCGCCCCCCCCUAUCAUGGUGAAAGACCACCCUGAUUACGCCAAGUACCUCAAGCUGCAAAAGAUGGGCAUGCCACCGCCUCAAAUCGAACUGAAAAUGAAAGCCGAAGGUCUCACCUUUGCCUUGCUCUCUACCCCCGACGCCAUUGUGAAGCCAGCUGUAAACGGGUCCUUGGGGGGAGCCGCGAACGUGCUCAAGGUUGUCGCCAAAGCCAAAGCCAAACCCAAACUACGCAGCUUGUACUGGGAACCCGUGCAGGCCGAGGUUCAGACCACGUCGUUGUGGGCCAACAUCGCCCCCAGCGACCAAGGACCGGCCGACACGAAACACUUGAACGACCUCGUGACUUUAUUCGCGAGUGCUCCGCCGCCCAGCAAGGAAAAGACGGCCAAGAAGCCCGGGAUGAAGAAGAAGGCGGCUACGCGCAUUGGACUUAUCGAUGUUAAGCGCGCCAACAACAUUGGGAUCAUGCUGGCGCGGUUCCGGUUGCCGUAUGCGGAAAUCAAACGCGCCAUCUUGGAGAUUGACCGCGAUAUUUUAACCAGUGAAAAAGUCGCGGCACUGAUUCAGUUUGCACCCGAAGGCGACGAAAUGGCCACCGUCACCGCAUAUACGGGGGAUCAAAAGCUGUUGGGGGAUGCCGAACAGUAUUUUGUUGCGAUAGCGGGCGUCCCUCGCUUUCAAACUCGACUGCAGUCGUUGUUGGCCACGAUGCAAUUCGAUUCCAACGUCGAGGACCAACGCCGCUUGAUCACGAGCGUCGUGUCGACUUGCAACGAUUUGAAAACGAACGAAGCCAUUCCGGGUAUUCUCAACUUAGUGUUGCAAUUGGGGAACGCUUUGAACGAAGGCACUGCUCGAGGGGCGGCAUCCGGGUUCAAACUGAGCAUCCUUCUCAAACUCGUCCAAGUGAAAGCAGCCGACAACAGCAUGACCUUGUUGAACUACCUUGCCAAGAUCUUGCGCGAAAAAGAAGCCACGUGGCUGACGUUUAUUGACGCAAUUCCAUCGAUCCAAGAAGCCAGUCGCGUGACCCACCAAGUGCUCAAAGCAGGCGAAGCAGCCAUCCGAAAGGCGGCUGACUUGGCCGUUCAAGAGCUCGACGUGCACAAGAAACUGCCCAAUAUCGCCGACAACGACAAGUUCCAAGAUGCGAUUAGCCCGUUUGCAGAGAAAGCACAAGAAAUUUCUCAAGCGAUUGCGGCGGAAUUUGAAGCCAUGCAAGCCGACUUUAACGCGUGUGUGACGUGGUUUGGCGAAGACCCCGACGCCGCGGGCAUGGGUCCCGACUCAUUUUUCUCGAUAUUUUUGAGUUUUGCCCAAAUGUUGCAAGCAGCGGAUCGCGACAACGAGCGCAAGCGGAUCGCCGAAGAGCGCCGGAUUCGGCGCGAAGCCGAGACGAAGAAACGGAUGGACAUGCUGGCUAGCUCCAAGCAACAGCAAAAACAGCAAAAAGGACUCGAGUUCAGCUCGCUCAAGGCCGGCGACGCCCAAGACAUUGUCAAGAAAAUUCGAGGGAAGCGAUCCGAAGAGAAGCGAAAGGAACUGGCCGACCACGAGCAUGCGUCCAACCAAAACAGCGACUCGUUCUGCUCAUCGUCAAGUGGGAUAGACAAGAAGAAGGCGAGGGUGCCGCCGUCGAUUCCAGAAGCACACGGGGACGUCGCGUGACCGAUAUAUAUAGUAGAAGUCAACUUAUUUAACACUAGUAGUUUGCUGUACGAGGCAGGCAAGGUUGGA
This is a messenger RNA of Aphanomyces astaci, 5749 nucleotides long. RefSeq lists its product as hypothetical. The coding region runs from base 41 to 5680 and encodes 1879 amino acids. Gene Ontology annotation, biological process: exocytosis; actin filament polymerization; actin cytoskeleton organization. Gene Ontology annotation, molecular function: actin binding; small GTPase binding. The transcript has 16 exons. NCBI's taxonomy places the organism in Eukaryota, Oomycota, Saprolegniomycetes, Saprolegniales, Verrucalvaceae. The record is from RefSeq and is a predicted model, not a curated record. Gene Ontology annotation, cellular component: WASH complex.